Molecule: messenger RNA, 3736 nt
Organism: Pocillopora damicornis (cauliflower coral)
Lineage: Eukaryota; Metazoa; Cnidaria; Anthozoa; Scleractinia; Pocilloporidae
Molecular function (GO): protein binding
Source: RefSeq, a predicted model, not a curated record
AUGUCGAAUUGGGAUAAAGCUUUGAAAUUCCAUAUUGCUCACCAGGCAGGAGACUUCCUUUAUCAGAGUCAUAUUUAUCAGAAAGCUAUUGAUCUGUACAAAGAGGCUCAAGUCUUGUUGAACGAAUGUGGACUUGAAGUUGAAUCUUUCAAUUUCGGUCAAAUGUUGUUGCAUUACAAACUAGCCCUUUCAUACGUAGGUCUAAAUGAUUUUACGGAAGCAUUGGAAAGCUACCGGAGGCUUUUACGAGUCAACGAAGGAAUUGGGAAUAAAGACUGGGAAGUAAGAGCAUAUAGAGGCAUCAGUGACAUUCACUGUUCAAUGGGUCAACACGUUCACUCGAUUUUAUUUUUAAGGAAAUUACUUCAAGUUGCAAAAGAAACUGGGAACAAACGGGAUGAAAUAGCAGCCUAUGCAACAAUGGGAGAUUCUUAUUACUCUCUGGGUAAGCAAGAUUUAUCCAUCAAGUGUCAAAAUGACGCGCUGAAAAUCUGCGAGGAGAUUGGAGAUAAAGAGACGGAAGGAGAUAUACUUCGUGAGCUUGGUGGCAAAUACAGAAACCUCGCUCGUUACCCAGAAGCAAUCAGAUACCUGGAGAAGUCCUUAGAGAUAUUCAAAGAAAUUGGCAAAAGCAGAAAAGAGGGAUAUUCGUAUCAAUAUCUUGGAAUGACUUAUCACGAGAAGGGGGAUUACAACAAGGCAUUAGAAUGUCAUUUUCAGUCACUGCGCCUGAUGGCAGAACAUGGAGAUGAGGUCGAUGCAGGUGUUUGCUACAAUAACAUUGGCACGACAUAUAAUGCAAUCUCUCGGAACAAUGACGCACUAGCUUACUUCAAAACAUCUCUUGAAAUUAUGAAAAAAUGUGGAUCCAAAGAGCAAUUAGGACUAGCCCAUCACAGCCUUGGUCUAUGCUACACUCCACUCGGUCAGUUUGCAAAAGCCUUGGAACACCAGGUUGAAGCUGUAAAUAUUCUAGGAGAAACUGGGAACAAACUCCGCGUGGGUCGAGCUCAUAAUCUUCUAGGUAACAUAUACAAUGCAAUUGGCCAGAAAAAGGAAGCUAUGAAUAGUUUUACUGAAGCUAUUAGAUGCAGUCAGACAAUUGGGGAUAGGAGAAGUGAAUCAGGUUCCUACCUUGGUCUCGGGGAUGUAUGUAUUUGCCUGGGAAAUCCUGGUGAGGGAGAGGAGUAUACAAAGAAGGCUCUUAGACUUACUAAGGAAACUGGAGAUAAAUACAACGAGGCCAUGAGCUACGGCAGUCUGGGGUUCUGCUACAUGUGUUGCGGUCGAUUUAAAGAGUCUAUAGAGAACUUCAACUUGGGGAUUUCUAUCAUGCAAGAAUUAAAUGAUAAAAGAGGCGAAGCUACAGCUUUGAUUAAUCUUGGAUCAGUUUACGAGACCCUUGGCAAUCUGAAGAAAGCGAAGCAAAUCCUGCAGAAAGCCCUAAAAAUUACAAGAAACAUUGGAGAUACAGGAAAAGAACACGAGGCUCUUACCUUUCUCGGGAUUUGUAAUAGGAGAGAGGGAGAGCUAAAGAAAGCACAUGAUUUCUUUUCUGAGAGCAUUACUUGCGCCGAAAGAAACCGUGAACUGCUGCGCGACGAACAUAAACUUUCACUGGACAACAUGACCUUUACCAGCUAUUACGAAUUAUGUUCGCUUCGUAUCAGUCAGGGACAUUUUGCCGAGGCGCUGUGUACCGUAGAGCGCGGACGUGCACGAGCUCUCGGCGACUUACUGUCCAAGAAAUAUGGCAUCCAAAGACACAAUUCACACGAAUUUUAUCUUAAUUGUCUCAGGAAUCUUUCCAUCAAGAACCCGAGUACGAUCCUCUUCAUGGCUACGCAUCGGUUUGACAAAUAUUUCUGGGUUUUGGAGGGUGGAGAAAUUCAAUUUAAGUCUUUGAAAUGUAAAGUGGCGAAGGACGCCAUAGAGUUGCUCAAGAGUUUGCUAAGAGGGAAAUCUGUGCCUGAAUGCGAAGAUCGCUCAUUGUCAGCAUACUAUGGAUUAAAAUCAUCAUCUAGGGAAAUAAAAGGCAAAAGCAGGCAGCGUCUCGUAGAAGAAGAGGAGGAAGAGGAAGAAAAGGAGGACACUAACCUCUAUCAGUGGUAUAAUGAUAUUUUCGCCCCUAUCGCUGAUCUUGUUCAUCGUCAAGACAUCAUCAUCAUCCCAGAAGGAGAGGAUUUUAUGGUGCCAUUUUGCGCAUUAUGUGAUCACAACGACAAAUUCCUGUCAGAGACCUUCCGGAUCCGCCUGAUUCCAUCACUGACAGCACUAAGGAUGAUCCAGGACAGUCCUGAAGAUUACCACAGUAUAACUGGGGCAUUGAUCGUUGGUAAUCCCUCUGUUCCCCCACAAACAAAGUUACCAUCACUGCCGGGAGCAAGAAGAGAAGCACUGGAAAUUGCAGAAUUGUUGGGUGUGUCGCCUACUGUGGGAGACGAAGCCACCAAAAAGCACGUUCUCCAACGGAUUCGGGAAGUCAGCUUGAUCCACAUUGCUGCCCACGGUGAUCCAGAAAGAGGGGAAAUUGCUCUUGCCUCAAGUUUUCCAUCCAGACGAAGUCCAAGGAAGGAUGACUUCAUGCUUACCAUGGAAGACGUCGCAAAAGUUGGUACCCGAGCCAAGCUGGUUGUACUCAGCUGUUGUCACAGUGGCAAGGGACAGAUUAUGAAAUCAGAGGGAGUUGUGGUUGUGGGUAUCUCUCGCGCCUUUUUGGCAGCGGGAGCUCGCUCAGUGCUGGCUACCCUGUGGGCCGUGGAUGACAGAGCCACGAAAGAGUUCAUGAUUCGUUUCUACGGACAUCUUAAGCGCGAUAAACUGAGUGCUAGUGAGGCCCUUCACCAGACCAUGAAGUGGAUGAGAGAUUCCAAGAGAUACAGAGUCAAUGAGUGGGCACCAUUUGUUCUGUGCGGAGAUGACGUCAAUCUGGACUUAUAAAAAGGUGUUAUACCUUUGAACGGAACAACGAAAACAAUCUUUCAUCGAAUCCAAAACAUUAACUACUCUUCUGAUGGUGUAUGUACGUUUUAUCAUUUAAGCUGGCAUUUCGAGAGUAACAUGCAGUUGUUGAUGAUUUGUCAUAGCUUUCAGCAAACAUCGAGAAAUCAUUAACUGAUUAAGAUCAAGAUGAAUCUUUUCUUAUUGAUUUUGUUGAUGGUGAUGUUCUUUAUUUUUUCUCAGACGUUCGACCUAACGUGAGGUCAAAAACUUUUAGCGAUAGUUCUAAAAUUGUUUCGAGGUUAUAAUUACAGCAAACCUCGAUAUCGUACAAAACUUAUAGCACAAAUAGCAUUAUGCAGUCCUAUGCAAAUUUUAGUUGGUUAAUUUGGAGCACAAUAGCGAGAAGUCUGCCCAAACCAAGAGUCCCAAACGGACCUUUUUAUUCAAAAUUAUGUUGCGAAUUUUCCAAGAACAAUUUUUCUGAUGAUAAGUUUUCAACAUGAUGUAUAGUAACCUACAUCAUUUUAUCUUUGCAGUUAACGUUGAAGCAAGUUAAGCAAGGAAUGUGCAAAUCCUGCGACAACAAAAAAUUAGCUUGUCUUUGACUACUCAAGUAGUUUCUUUUGUGAAUUUUAAUGUAGGUAGAAAACUGCGAUAAGUUUGUUAUAGAGCCAAAAUACGCAAUCAGUCAUUUUUUAUUGGAGAAGGACGAAGUUAAUUUGCUUGAAAUCGCAUGAGCCAGUAAUUAAGUUGUGUUAACCCUUUAACUACCGGGAGUGAUUGAAACGUUACU